GCCGUUCGACUUCGUGUGCGCGGAGGAAACAGCGUCUCGUCCUCGGCGCUGAAGAUGUGGGCGAACAGACCAGGCCUGGUUUUGCGGACACGGCGGCGUGAAGUGGGAGAAACAAGCAAAACGAGCUUCUAGUGAGAAAAGACGAUGUAUCUAUGGCGCUUGUCCAUCGCCAUAACCCUCGGCCUGGUGUGGUAUCUCUCAGACUGCGGUCGCACGGUGACACAGUACUUUUUAUGUUUCCUCUUUUGUUGCUCUGCCCCGCUGAUAUUCGGAAACAAUGGGCGAGAGAGCAGCACUCAAACUGAUGAAGAGACGAAGGAAAACCCACUCCAGGAGACUGUGGAGCAGGAGCUGCUUGGUGACUUGACAGAUGGAGGAAGCCCCGAGCAGGCUAAACCUCUGGAGUCCAACUGUCCACAUGUGAAGAAGUCCCUGCAGCAAGUGUUCGAGUGCGCCUACGCUCAGCUGGUCCUGCCUUGGUACUGCGUUCCUGAGCCGCGUGAGCUCCAGCCUCUGCACCAGGUGCUCAGCAGGGAAGUCGACUCCGUGAUCGACCGGAUUGUUGAGAGAGCCAGAGACUUUGAUGUCUGCCAGGCAGUCGUGGGCUCCAUUCGCAUUUUGACCCAGCACUUGCAUAAUGCGAAGCAGUCUGACAGAGAGCUCUUGUUCACUUCCAGAGCAGAGGAGAUCACAGUUCUCCGAGAGUUUUCUGAUGCUCUGGUACGUAACCUUUUUCCCGAAUCUCUAUGGGGCCAAGAAGUCAACCGCUGUGCCUUAAAUGAGAUUGUUGCCUUAAAGGGUUUGGGCCUGUUGGUGACAUGGCUGUCCGACCCCGACAACCUGAACCAGCUGGUGGUGAGCCAGCUGGACAGUGUGACCCCCAAAGGCUCUGUCGAGGAGCUGUGUGGCUCAGACCUGGAUCAAGUCUCUCUGGCGUCGCAGGAGGGCGAGGGCAGUGAAGUGACCUUGGAGGGAGCAGGGAUAUCAAGCAGCACCAGGAUCAAGGCCAAAAGGAAAGGUAACAAGUUAAAAGAAGGAUGGUCAAAAUUUGUGGACAAGAUGAAGUCCAAGAAGGCCAAGAAGAAGAAGAUGAAGAAGAUGGAGCAGGAGCUGGUGUUGAGGAUCAUGGCGAUCCAGGGAGACGUGUCCAACGAGGACGACGUCAGUAGCAGGGAGGGCUCCAUUCACAGCCAGCAGGACUCUGACAGGGAGGACAGUGAUCUGGAGAACUACCUGACAAGCGUACAAGAGGACAUGAUGGAAUUCAAGCUGUCAUAUGAGAUGUGGCGCGUUGGCCGCUGGGCUGUCAGCAUCCCUCAUGCCGACUGGGAGGAUGAGGAGCUGAUCUUCACUGUCCACCUGGAGGAGAAGGACAGCCCUGAGAACCUACAGUGGGACAUCAGGAAGAGCUACAUGGAUGUUAUAUACUUCCGCAACAGAUGGCAGGACUCGACCAGCCUGCCCACAAUCCUGGUGCUGGAGGAGUCCGAGGUCAACGAUGAGGUCAAGGAAGAAGCCAGAGUGUCAGUGGAGCACUUCCUGCAGGAAUUGGUUUGCGAGAAUCUCAUCGGCCACACUCAACCGGUUUUUCAGUUCCUCUGCCCUCUCGACAAACUGCUGAAUGAGGAGGAAUAUGAUGGAGGCGUGUGGAGCCUUCUGAGCGGCUUGGCUUACUUCCUGACUCCAGGUCAAGAGGAAGAAGAGGUAGUUUCACAUAGCUCCAGUCCUCAGACGGAAGCCCCGAAAGAAAUCAUAACGCCAUCUUUGAAUCCAGAAUCCACAGCUCUGCCUUUAGAAAACCCUGCUGCCUCUACUGGGAAGGGCAGUGACGUUCCAGAUGCUACAAUCCCAACUAUUGUGAUCUCUCAUUGCAAUUCUCCUCCAGAACCGCCUGAGGAAACAGAAACCGAAAAGGAGCCACAGUCCACAAACGAAAACUGCUCCCAGGACAAAACGGAAGACUCUGAUAAUCCCUUAACCUCUCACUUUAAAAUGAUUUUUAAAGGACUGACCCGAUCCAGGUCGCAAGAGUCUCUGGCCUCAACAAAAACCACCGGUGACGACGACCCACCUGAUUCAGACUUCACGCCACACUGCAGCCAGAACGGAGGCUUGCACGGGGAGAGCGCCGACGGCCCGUCGUGGCUUCAUUUCAGCGCAAGGUCGAAUAAAAAGGAGAAAAUAGGUUUCAAGCUGUCGGGUGGAGUGAACAAGGCUAAAGGAAAGGACCAGGGUACUUUGCCAAGAGGGGAGGACUCCCAGUGUCGGAAGAGCCAAGUCAACUGGGAGCAGCUGGAGGCGACCAAAGCCAUAUUUGACCUGCUGAAGGAAAUAUCCGGAAACUCCAUCCUCAUAAACAUAUUUGAUGCAAUUUUGAAACCUGUUAUGCCCAUCUUGAAAAAAAAAGUCAACUCUUUCCUGAACAAGAUGAACCCAACAGAGGUGCAGAUGGCGUCAUACAUCGACGCUCUGCGUGACAAACAGUGGCCUGAGUUUCAACCAGCGGCACCUCCUCCUCCUCGCACCGAUGAGGAGAAGAACGAGACCAGGGACAGAGCGCACAACCUAAUCAAUGCCAGAUAUUCUAACUAUCUCGUGCUGAAGAAGACAGACAUGGAGUCUGUUUUCAAUCUUUUCCAGGACAGUGAAGAAAACAAAAAGCUGGUAUAUAUGCUCCUGUCAUUCCUAUUGAGGGAAUUUUUUCCCAAUGAGCAUUCCCUAAAUGUGAGCCCUGCUGCCCUACAGAAAGUGACCAACUCCACAAACUGAUCUGUGAAUCCUCGAUUGUCUUUUUAAUGGUACUUUUUUAACAUUGUAGACUAUCAAAUUAUUUAUUAAACAUCUGAAAAUGCCUUAAAAUAUUUGACCAUUUCUGAAUCAAUGCCAUUAUGUUCUUUUUACCUCGAACAUGCUGUGAACACUUUGUGAAUUUCCUUUUAUUUUGUAUCGUUGAACCGCAUUUGUAAAUGAAAUCUGAAACAGUCUUUGCAGGAGCCGGCUUUGCAUGUUGUACUUUAUUUAUAAACCCACAUGAGAAGAUAAACUAGAUUUCAUACAUACAGUUUGAAUUUCACCCUUCACGUUUUCAUGUUUAAUUUAGAUUUUCAAAAGUAUUUUGUGUCACUUUGAGCACGUAUGUAUGGUAAGAGUGUUUGUAUACUGGUUAAUUUAGCCUAAACAUUUCUAUAAUACAAUAUCCCAUGAUGACUAAUCACCUAAAUCUGUCAAAGUGGACAGUACCAAAUCAAAGGAAACUUGAAAUAGUGUUAAUGUAAAUAACUUGAAUUUAUUCCAAAUAAAAUAUUUUA
This is a messenger RNA of Chelmon rostratus (copperband butterflyfish), 3308 nucleotides long. RefSeq lists its product as uncharacterized. The record is from RefSeq and is a predicted model, not a curated record. Gene Ontology annotation, molecular function: phosphatidylinositol binding. Gene Ontology annotation, cellular component: early endosome membrane; intracellular membrane-bounded organelle. The transcript has 16 exons. NCBI's taxonomy places the organism in Eukaryota, Metazoa, Chordata, Actinopteri, Chaetodontiformes, Chaetodontidae. Bases 145 to 2769 code for a protein of 874 amino acids.